AUGGGAGCGCUGCUGUUCGUGUUUGCAGCCUUGCAUGCUCUCCGAGAUCCAGGAGCUCUGCGGUUUCAUGCAAGGAGUUCCCCGAUGAAGUUAAGAUUCGGUUUUUCGAAGCCUCGAAAAUCGGGUCGUGACACUAAGGCUGACGGUUUCCUUAUCUCCGAAGAUUUGGAUCAAACUACCAAUUCACUGGACUUGCAGGCUGACCGGAAAGCUUAUGGGAGCGCUGCUGUUCGUGUUUGCAGCCUUGCAUGCUCUCCGAGAUCCAGGAGCUCUGCGGUUUCAUGCAAGGAGUUCCCCGAUGAAGAGCAUGGUGGCGAUGGUAGUGAUCAUGAAUUCUCAAGCGAGUCAGCAUCGUCUCACGACUCGAGUUUUAAAAAUUUCGGUUCUAGCGUCUCUAAGGGAAUGAAUCGCCCAUCUUCUAAUGUGGAGUAUUAUGAUGUUGUUGUCAAACAGAAGAAUAAAUCAGAGAAAAUAGGGAAAUUUUGUAUGACAAAGAGGAAGAAAGAACCGAAUGAAGGUAACGCAGAUUUGAGAUCUUCAAAAUAUCAUAGGUCAUCUGUUCCUACAGAAACUACCCAUCCCCAAUUGAGUUCCUGUGCUUUAAAUGAGGAUGAAAAGAAGAGUAAAAGGCCUAGAAAAAUGGAGGAAGGAGAAUUAGAACGUGACCCUGAGGCUGAAAUUGCGCUUACAUCUGAACCUAAACCGAAUCUUGAACCCGAACUAGAUCCGAAAUUGAAAACGGGAAGUAAAGCUGAAUCGUUUCCUGAGAGGGAAGAUAAAUUGGUAGAAGAAAAGCAUUUUGAGUCUGAUAAUGGUCAGAGGGAGGUUGAAAGUGAGAAUCUAGACCAAGUUCAGAAAGGCAGUGUUGUAGUAGAGGCUGAGUUGUUGGAUAAGAGCAUGAAUGUGGCUAAAGAGAGAGAAGCUUGCAGUGAUGACGGUGGUUUAUCAGAAAGUCAGGAUGUAUCGAUUGAUUUAGAGAAUUGUACCAAGGAUGAACGUGAUGUUGUGGCAGACGAAGGCGACAAAUUGGAAGACAGUUUGGUUGGUGAAAGAGAACAAGGUAAUGGGAUGGAUGACAAGAACUCGUUGAAAUCUUCAGUUCAGUUGGAUGACAAGUGCAAGAAAAGCAAGGGCAUCGAUCAAGAAGUGAAGACCAAGAAUUUUGAUGUAUCACAUAAAGAGGUAGAAAAAGAAAUGUCAGAUGGAGAGACACUACUCAAAAUUUUAGGGUGGCAGAAACUUCAAAAAAAUAAAAAGAAACAGAAGAACGAGUGGAAGGACUGCUCAAGAAGAAGAAGAUGAUUUGGAUAAGAUUCUUGCUAAGCUAGGAGAGGGGCCUACUAUAUCAAAAUCAGCAGACCCUUCUCUUUCUUCACAAGAGGCCAAAGUUGAGCACCCACCUGACCUUGUAACUCUUCCUGAUGCAUCAGCUGAAAAGGAAGCUAAAGAAGAGAGCACAGAAAUGGCUACCGCUAAAAAGAAGAAAAAGCAUAGGAAAAAGGAAGAGAAAAAGAAAAGCUGCUAAAGAACCAACAAGAAGGCAAGCGGUUAACAGGGAAACAAAGUGAAGU
Molecule: messenger RNA, 1571 nt
Organism: Cucurbita moschata (crookneck pumpkin)
Lineage: Eukaryota; Viridiplantae; Streptophyta; Magnoliopsida; Cucurbitales; Cucurbitaceae
Exons: 3
Coding region: 1-1302 (433 amino acids)
Source: RefSeq, a predicted model, not a curated record